Messenger RNA from Antrostomus carolinensis (chuck-will's-widow), 862 nucleotides. RefSeq names its product haloacid dehalogenase like hydrolase domain containing 5 (gene HDHD5). Gene Ontology annotation, biological process: glycerophospholipid biosynthetic process. Gene Ontology annotation, cellular component: mitochondrion. The record is from RefSeq and is a predicted model, not a curated record. The annotation marks the transcript as partial. The transcript has 5 exons. NCBI's taxonomy places the organism in Eukaryota, Metazoa, Chordata, Aves, Caprimulgiformes, Caprimulgidae.
CCUGGGAUUCAAGCAUGUGGUCACCAUAGAGGCACUGAGGAAAGCAUAUCCCCUGUUAGACAUGGUGGAUCAGAGCCGGAGGCCAAAGGAGCUGCCUCCUCCAACCACUGGCUUUCCCACUAUAGAAGGGGUGAUUCUCUUUGGUGAGCCAGUGAGGUGGGAGACAAGCCUGCAACUUAUUAUUGAUGUACUGUUGAGCAACGGGAACCCUGGAGCAGAGCUGCAAGACAUACCAUACCCCCAUCUGCCUGUCCUUGCCUGCAACAUGGAUCUUCUGUGGAUGGCUGAAGCCAAGAUGCCCAGGUUUGGCCAUGGCACUUUCCUUCUUUGCUUGGAGAACAUCUACAAGAAGGUGACAGGCCGGGAACUGAAAUAUGAGGCUUUGAUUGGCAAACCCAGCACAGUCACCUACCGCUAUGCUGAAUACUUGAUAAAACAGCAGGCAGAGAAACAGGGCUGGAAGGCUCCCAUCCAACGCCUCUAUGCAGUUGGGGAUAACCCUAUGUCUGAUAUCUAUGGGGCAAACCUCUACAACAACUACCUCAAGUCAACUCACCAGAACCAGGUCCAGGCUGGGGUGAAGAGGAGCCCACAAGCAGCCAGUCCCCAAACUGAGGAUCACCUCCAGCUGUGGAAGGACUGCAACAAUUCAGUGGAGAGUUGUGAGUCGAUUCUGGUCUGCACUGGGGUCUAUCGCCACAAUACAGAUGUCCCGAGUAACACGGAGGAGUGCACAACGGAGACGGUGUUCCAUGGCCAUAGGGACUUCUGUUUUGACCCCAGCCUGGUGGAGGCAUCUUACAUAGUGCAGGAUGUGAAUGAUGCUGUGCAACUUGCUUUCAAGAAGGAGAACUGGAGUUAG